Aphidius gifuensis is the source of this 1369-nucleotide messenger RNA. RefSeq lists its product as uncharacterized. The transcript has 5 exons. The record is from RefSeq and is a predicted model, not a curated record. Bases 208 to 1179 code for a protein of 323 amino acids. Lineage: Eukaryota; Metazoa; Arthropoda; Insecta; Hymenoptera; Braconidae.
ACGUGCAAAAUCAGUCGUUCGCUGCUGUCUUGAAAAGCAACAUCAACGGAUUAAAUUCAUUCAAAAAUUUAAUAAUAAUAAUAAUAUUUUAAUUUUUUUUUUUUUUUAAUAUAAUAUUGUGCUUUUUUUUUUAAUUGAUAAACAAAUUUUGUCAUGCAUGUUUAUUAAUUUAUUUGCUGUUGUCAAGCUGUAAUAACAUAAUCAAGAAUGCCAAAAGAAAAUGCACCAAUUUGUGACUGUGGAAAACCACUUGAAUUACCACAACCACGUAAUGGAUUAACAUCAAUAUCAAAUUUAACAAUUGUCAUGCCAAAACCAUCUAAAAAUAGUAAAGAUGUACGUUCAAAAAAACAUGAUAGAGAUGUUACAAAAUUAUCAAAAAUAAGAACAUUUGAUAAUGGUAGUACAAGUUCAGUUGCUGAACAAUUGAGACCAAAUAAAAAUAGUACUAAACAAGAAAAACGUCUAAAUUCAACAAGAAGAACAAGAAGUGCUGAACGAAAUGAAUCACAUUAUACUUAUAUAGAUUCUGGUUCAAGCAUAGUUGGUAGUGGACUACGUGAUGAUAGAAUUCCUGAAGCAAUUUAUGCAACAAUACCAGAACUUCCAAAUACAAGUUCAAAUUUAACAAGUGAAUUACCAGAUACAUCAUUAAAUCGUGCACAACCAGUUUAUUCAAUUCCAUCAAUGACAUCACCACCACCAACAUAUGACGUUGCAAUUGCAAAAACGUGGCAGAAUGGCAUGCCCCCAUCAUAUGAAGAUUAUUUAUGUACAAAAUUUGCAAUGUUUUCACGUUCACAUACACCACCACCACCAUGGUCAGAUACAACAAAUCAAUCAGUUAAUAUACAAAAUACAAGACGUGAUUUGCUAGCAAGUCAACCAGAAUUACGUGAAUAUCUUGCACGGUUAGCACUUGCUAAUAAUAUUCAACAAAAUUCACAUCAUCAGUACAAUAAUUAUGAUGAUAAUGAUAGUAUUUCAACGUCACAACAAGCAUUACGUAAACAUGUUAAACAACAAAAAUUAAGAGCGAUGAAUCGAAGAUCACUGAGUGAAAGUCGAGCACAUCAACAAAGACUUGCAACAAUGUGUGAAGACGGUGCAUUUUGCAUGGAAACAACAGUUAUACAAUCAGCCUUCGAAAAUGGAGUUGCAUUUUGCAGUUUAAUGUAAAAAAUAAAAAACAACAUUAAACCUCAUAAAAAUGAGAAAUUUACAAUUAAAUUUAAAAUACUUGAAUAAAUAAAAAUUUAAAAAAUAUAAAAACACCACAAGUAUUUAUGUUAAUUUCACCGACUUUUUAAGUCAGUGAAUAUAACAACGUGAAAAUAAAUAAUGACGAAAAAAAAAAACAAAAAAAAAA